This is a messenger RNA of Cryptomeria japonica (Japanese cedar), 2111 nucleotides long. Its product is annotated as galactan beta-1,4-galactosyltransferase GALS1. Bases 348 to 1829 code for a protein of 493 amino acids. The transcript has 3 exons. The record is from RefSeq and is a predicted model, not a curated record. NCBI's taxonomy places the organism in Eukaryota, Viridiplantae, Streptophyta, Pinopsida, Cupressales, Cupressaceae.
AAAAUCUCAGCAAAUAUUUGCUGUGCUAUAUGGAGCCGUGAAAUAAUCACUGAGAUUCAGUUUACAGUCACUCGGAUGAAUGCCAAUUGUGUAGAGAAGCGAGAGUUUUCCCCUUUCAAUGGAGAUUUUCAAUUUGAUCUUUCCGUUUAAAAGUUCUUAACAACUCAGACGGGAAAAAAGCGCGAUUUUGGAGUCCCAAGAGUCUUGAAAUACCAGUCUGUGAUGAGAUGUAUGAGGCGUGAGAAUUUGUUUUUCUAGAUUCUCAUACUCAAAAAGGGAAAAAUCUAUCAUUUUCCAGACUCAAUCCUGGAAUCACACAGCUGUGGGUGCUUACUCAGGAUUUGGUGAUGGGUUUGGAGAAAGAGAAAGAAAAGGAUGGAGUAGUGGUUUGGGGAUUUGGAUUUAAUGGUAUGGAGACCAAAAUUCUCAUGGUGACAAUUCUGGCCAUGGGAAUAAUGCUCAUUGCCAGCCAGAACAUUUCAUUUUGGGAAUUCAGCAAUGGGUUCUGCAAGAACUUAGCAGACAAAUUUCUGCUCAAAGAAUCGAACUUGCAUAACACCAUUAACAGCAUUGCUGGCAGAUCUGAAUCCGAAGAGGAGGAAAAAGAAGAGAGAACUGACAAGAGGGUGUUUCGACCUUAUGGCAAUGGAGCAUACUUGUUUAUCCAGAUGGGUGCUUACAGAGGUGGAGAAACUACUUUUGCUGUAAUUGGGCUGGCAUCUAAGCCUCUGCAUGUUUUUGGGAAGCCUGGAUUUGAAUGUGAAUGGAUUCCCAGGAAUUCGAACCUGGGACCUGUGAAAGGGAAAAUUCAUAAGAUCCUGCCUGAUUGGGGCUAUGGCAGAGUUUAUACUGUGGUGGUCCUCAUCUGCACUUUUGCAGAGCCCGUAGGUGCUGAUAAUGGCGGUGGGCAGCUCAUUCUUUAUGCCGACAAUGGCAGCGAUUUUGAGCACCCAGAGCGAAUUGUGGCUCUGACAGAAAAAGAAAAUGUUUUUAAUGCCUCUGUUUUCACAGGGCCUCCACAGUAUGAUUAUCUCUACUGUGGGUCUUCUUUGUAUGGAAAUCUGAGCCCGCAGAGAAUGAGGGAAUGGAUGGCUUAUCAUGCUAAAUUCUUCGGGGAAAAAUCGCAUUUUGUUUUUCAUGAUGCAGGAGGAGUAAACCCAGAAGUACGAAAAGUUCUGGAUCCAUGGAUUGAGGCAGGGCGUGUGACAUUGCAGGACAUCAGAGAUCAGGAACAGUUUGAUGGGUAUUAUCAUAACCAGUUCUUGAUUGUAAAUGAUUGUUUGCACAGGUACAAAUUCAUGGCUAAAUGGACAUUUUUCUUCGAUGUGGAUGAAUUUCUGUAUGUUCCGGGUGGCUCGAGUAUUGAUUCUGUUGUUCAAAGAUUCUCCGAUUUCACUCAGUUCACCAUUGAGCAGUACCCCAUGUCCAACAGAUUGUGCUUGGAGCUUGAAAACUCUGAGAAUUAUUCCAGUGAAUGGGGAUUUGAGAAACUGGUUUUCAGAGAUGUGAAGAAGGGCAUUAGAAGAGAUCGAAAGUAUGCAGUUCAGGCAAGAAAUGUGGAUGCUACAGGCGUUCACAUGUCUCAAAACUUCCAUGGAAGAAACGAGCACAAGACAAAUGGGAAGAUCCUGUAUUACCAUUUUCAUGGUACAAUUUCCCGCAGAGAUGAGCCCUGCAAGGAAUUUGUGAAGCCCUCCAUGAAAGGCGAGGUGAGAUUGGUCCAAAACACUCCAUAUGUAUAUGAUGGUACGUUGAAAGAAAUUGCAGCAUCCAUUAAACAGUUUGAGGUAGAGCAAAUAGGAUCUAGGCUUGAAUCUACUGUACAAUGAAUAUUAUCAGUUAAGAACAAUUUGUUGCAGUGUAAGUUGGCCAGUUCAUCAAAAUCAGUGGGGAUAUUAAAAGAUUGAAUUUUGAAAUAUUCAUGAUAUGAGCCAAAUGUUUUGGUGGGCAGAUAACAAUUUGUAAGGGUAGAUUUAGAACAGUUUUUGUAUAUCAAAUUAUUCAACUGUCACAAAAGUUCACAGGGGAGUUAUUGCCACAUCAGAGUCGAUUGUAAUUAGUAGUUGCCUUCUAUGAAGUUAUUAAUGCAUUUAUAAUUUAUAAGUUGUCAA